AUCAUACUCUGUAGGGCUGAAGUGAACUAAUACGCAUUCAUUUUCCAUAUUUCCCUUCUUUACUUGAGUGAUUUUCGUUCCCGGGCAAUGGUCAUUCAAAGUGCGUCGUCAAUACUUGACUAUAUACGGGACACCCUGUGUGAACCACAAUAGCCUGCAGAGGCAAUCUAACACUCACACCGAAGAAGGAAAAUAACCGCUCUUGGCUACUCAAUCCGGUAUACUACUUGAUUCCGUGCUCUUAAGUUAUUUUCAAGGAAGUAUGUUUUCGUCAGCUCUGAAAUCUUUAAGUUCCAACAUAUCAGCCAAUUAUCAAAUCUCUCCACACCCCACAGUGAUCGCUGGUCCUUGGAAAGUCCACGACGGAAAGAAAAAGUCCACUGGCACCGUUGCCUCCAUUUUCAUCUUUGACAAAAAAGCCCUUGAGUCACGCUCAAGUGGGCUAGGUGGCCGUUCCUCUGUCUCUGUGAAAAAAUUGCAUGAGGAUGUCAUUGAACGGCUUAAGCGAGAAGCUAGCAACCUGGCGCGGCUCAGGCAUCCCUCCGUGCUCCAGGUGCUAGAGCCUGUGGAGGAGACUCGCGGUGGUGGUCUCAUGUUUGCGACUGAACAGAUAACAACUUCUCUUGCCAGACUUCUGCAAGAGAAAGAUGCGCAAGAGAGCAACUCGACAGUAGGCUCGAGGUCUAGCCGUUAUAUGGUAGAAGAGUCCGACGGAACACGGAGACGGAGAGACCUUGAGAUUGACGAGCUAGAAAUUCAAAAGGGGCUUUUGCAAGUUGCAAAGGGCCUCGAAUUCCUUCACGAGUCUGCGGUACUCGUACACGGCAAUCUCAGCCCCGAGGCCAUUUUUAUCAAUGCCAAAUCCGACUGGAAAAUAUCAGGCCUUGGGUUUGCCGGUCCACCCAGCUCCACAGACUCGCGUUCUACUCUUCCACCAUUAGCCUUGUCAGAAGUUCUUUAUCAGGAUCCCCGCCUUCCUUCCUCAGUUCAGUUGAACCUGGACUAUACGUCACCCGACUUUGCAUUGGACUCUAAUGUGACUACAUCUGCGGACCUGUUCUCUCUUGGGAUCAUCAUCAUAGCUCUGUAUAACUCCCCCCACGUUUCCCCGCUACAGGCGCAUUCAAAUCUGAGUUCGUAUAAGAAAUUACUCAGCUCGCCAUCUACGACGCCGUCGCAAGGCAAUAAUUUCCUCUGCUCAGGCAGUAUCCCGAAGUCCCUUGCUACGCACGUACUGCCCCGGCUGAUAACUAGACGACCGGCGCAGCGCUUGAAUGCCCGGGAAUUUCAGCAAUCCCAAUAUUUCGAUAACAUAUUGGUCUCAACGAUCCGUUUCUUGGAAUCCUUGCCAGCUAAGAAUCAGAAUGAGAAAUCACAAUUCAUGCGUGGGCUACAGCGGGUGAUUUCAGAGUUUCCGAUUUCUGUACUCGAAAGAAAGGUUCUCGGUGCAUUGCUGGACGAGCUGAAAGAUCGUGAACUCUUACCCCUCCUUUUGCAAAAUAUAUUUGUGAUCCUGCAGCGGAUCCCUAACGCACGUCGUACACUUCCUGAGAAGGUCAUCCCUCGACUCAAGGAAGUGUUUCCAACCGACAAAGGUACUGCCCAAGAACGUGACUCUAAGAAAGACGCGGGCCUCAUGGUUGUUCUUGAAAAUAUGAAAGUUGUGGCAGAGAACUGCUCGGGGAAGGAGUUUAAGGAAGAUAUCCUGCCACUAAUCCGACUAGGACUAGAUUCACCUACACAUUCCUUGAUAGAUGGGGCUAUAAAGUGCUUGCCGGUCAUCCUUCCCACCCUUGAUUUUAGCACCGUCAAGAACGAGGUCUUCCCACCGAUUGCUUCCACUUUCAGCCGGACAAACAGUCUUGCUAUUAAAGUACGUUGCUUGGAAGCAUUCACGGCGCUGUGUGGUGGCCCUUUAGGCGAAGGAGAGGCAGUUGAAGAUGACUUGUCUGGAUUGGUCCAGCAAGGCAAACCGCAGCCUAUCAAGUCAUCUAUUUUGGACAAGUACACGAUCCAAGAAAAACUCGUACCAGCACUCAAGGCGAUCAAGACGAAGGAGCCGGCUGUUAUGAUGGCAGCCUUGGCUGUGUUUAGACAGAUCGGUACGAUUGCUGAUACUGAUUUCCUUGCUCUGGAGGUCCUCCCUAUCCUUUGGAGCUUUAGUCUAGGGCCGCUUCUAGACUUGCGUCAAUUUGGAGAGUUCAUGAAGCUUAUACAAAGUAUAUCCUCGAAGAUUGAGCGUGAACAGACGAAGAAACUUCAAGAGCUCUCUUCAGGAGCUGACUCAAGUGGCUUCCAGAACGGCGCAGGAAGUUCCUCAAGAAUCCCCAAUAUCCUAACACAGUCCGGUGCCGAUUCCAUAAGAGAUAAUUUCGAACGUCUUGUUCUUGGGCGAAGCCCUGCAACUUCAAACUCUAAGGAUGUUGACCCUUGGGGCAGAAUGGUCUCGGAAGCACCUGCCAUGCAGACGUCUGCUCAAAAGUCAUCCUCCGCAGCAUUCUCGUGGUCGACAGACGUAGUUGGACUGGCUGGCAGAGGGAACACCCCGUCGGGUACUUCGACAUUCAGUAUACGCUCUAUUACACCCGAUUAUAAUCUAAAAGCCUUCCCAUCAUUGGAGCCUACUGCUAGGCAAAAAUCCUCUCCUACACCUACAUUUCCUGUUUUACAAGCAACAUCCUCUGCUACUUAUAAUACGGCGAGUUCUUCGAAUAACCAGCAUCAGUAUCAGGGGAACGCUUCAUCUACCCCCUCGUUAGGGGCCUUGGCUAAUAUGAAGGUACCGGGGGUCUCCAUGGCUGGGCAGAGCGUACAAUCAACUCCUAAUUAUUCUGCGUUCUCUCUCCCGCCACCCCCGUCUUCUCACGGCUCCUUGAAGUCAUUUCCAAAUUCCGGUAACCUGACAAAUACAAACACGCCAUCCCUAGGGCCCAAUACUACCCAGAGUACAUUCUUGACUAACGGGGUGUCACAAUCCCAAGGGAAUACAAAGCAAGGGCUUGAUAAGUAUGAGAGUUUAUUGUGAGUGAGUGGGAUGAACCUAUACUAUAGUGCGCAGUUGGUUAGCCAUGCUCAUUUCCUUUUGUCACUGUCGUUCGCUUCCCAAAUAUCUUUGUUGAACAUGGAAGAGCGUAUCUUCUUUCUUUGUGGUUCCAAUUAAUCCUAUGUACAUGUUCAUGCAUUCUUCCCAUAUAGCCUUCGAGUCCUAAAGUCCACUUUACCAUUAAAUAAGCGAGUGGGUCUGAUAAAGCUGCCAUAGAGUCUCCACCUUUGCCAAGGAUUGUUGUGUAUUCAUGAUGCUGGCUCCAGUCAGAAAGUGUGACUUCACUGCCCAUCUCGAAA
Molecule: messenger RNA, 3342 nt
Organism: Aspergillus alliaceus
Lineage: Eukaryota; Fungi; Ascomycota; Eurotiomycetes; Eurotiales; Aspergillaceae
Product: putative protein kinase Scy1
Exons: 1
Coding region: 593-3025 (810 amino acids)
Biological process (GO): protein phosphorylation
Molecular function (GO): ATP binding; protein kinase activity
Source: RefSeq, a predicted model, not a curated record